GCCAUCAUCUCCACCGUUGUGUCUUUGGUCCUUGAGUGUGUGUGUUUGUGUGUGUGGGAAUGUGUGUUGUGUGGAUGCAGCACUGACACACUGACCUGAGGGAGUGUGAUGAGCUCUGAGCAGACCCAGUGAAAUCUGCACGAGACGGUAAGACACAACCACGCACACGCAUACACUUUCCUAAAUAACGGGGUUAUUUUUCCGUGCGUGGGUGUGAGAUAGUGUACAUGUGAAAAGUGUGAUUGUGACCUAUGCCUGGGAACAGUGUGUUCGUAUGCUCGGUGUGUAUAACGGGACAGUCCGUUUACUCUGGGGGGCUUACUGCCUAAAAUAGAGCCCCUGUAGGUGUGAGGCGUUUACGUGUCUGCGGUUUCAACUGACUACAGCGCGAGCUGAGGUGAGUUUCUUUAAACACGAGGAGACUCUUCACCGGUUUAUGCCGAAAUUACACCGACAGAACCGACUCAACCAUAACCAGAGAGCCGUGUUUUUUCGCGUGGGUGAGAUUUGCAUUGAACUCUUUCGGGGUUCAAAUUAAAUCAAGAUUUCCACUCCUCCUCUCCGUGCGAGCACAGCACACACACACACACACACACACACACACACACACACACACACUCCAGACGUUGUCUCUGUCGGAGCCCCGCCCUUCUGCGCUGUGGUUGUGAACAGAUCAGAUUUCUGUGUGUGCGUGUUUGAAACAUCUUUGCUCUUCUAAAUGGAGCUGAAACCGACUGUGGGACUAUGACGUGUUAUCUGCGUCUUUCCGUGUCCUCUGUCUGUCGAGGAAUCCGCCCCCCUUUGUCUUCAUGUUUUUUUCUCUAACACAAUAAUUGCUCACAGGGAGGGGCAGCCCCCUCCCUCUUUUUAGGGCGGGUGGUCUGUGAGGCUUCACUGGUUGUCGGAAAUUUCAGCACCCUCCACCAGAGGAUUAGAGGAUCACAUUCCCGCCAAUUACAGUUUUUUUCCAGUCGCUAACAAGCACUUACCCAUUCAAACACAAUUAGCCAAAUGGAUAAUUUUCUUCUCAAAAACACAUUUUGUUACAGUUUUUCUCUGUCGCUUUGGUGCAUUUCUCACAUCAGAAUGACAGUUCUCAGAAGUUUUAGUUAAACCUCCACAACAUUGAGUCAUUUGUACACGUCAUCGUAGCAGUUUCUCAUUCCUCUGAACAAAUUGCAAAUCCUCUUGGAUAUGUAUCAGUUACUUUCAUACAAUUUAUGCUGUUUUAUGACAUUAUCGUUUGCUUCUGUCAUGUCAGUCAAAAUGAACUCUACUUCAGUCAGGAACACUGUCAAAAUUUAGCUUUAUAAAGCAAAGUUAAAUUUUGCGGCAUGAUUCUGUUCCGAGUCCCUGCCCUCCCACGUGCUUGCAUGGAAGCCAGAUGCAGGAAAAGCCCCUUCCUGCCCUUUACGAGCCAUCAUGAGUAGUGGAGCAAUUAGCUGGCACAAGGGCGGAGCUGGGGUGGCGGUGGGUUGCGGGUUGGCUGUCGAAGCAGUGGCAGAGGCUGGGUUAGUGCAGUUUUAAAUAGGGCACUGUAUAGGCAUAGGACCAAUAGGAGCUAGAAGGGAAUCAGCUGGCUGUGGUCCGGUUGAGGUGGCUACUAGCCAUUGGCUGUGGAUCAGCGCUUGACGUCGUGUCCUGACAGAACUAACGCUAUGCUUCUUUUAUAAAUGCUGAAUAGUCAUUCCCUAUAAAACUAAUAUUCCUAAUUUCAUUGCUUGAGUCAUUACAAUUGUUGAGUUAGUUCUCAAAAUCUAUUAAGACAAUUAAACAAUCUUUUUUUUUCUUCCUGAAAAUGUCUCCUUAAUUGAACAAUUUCUCUCAGGUGAACCUCAGCUUUUACUCAUGAGGAGUUGUGUGAGGCAUUAGUUGUAAACAAUGUCAGGCCACUUGUCCAUAUUCACUCAGAGCUGCAUCCUGUGAACCCUCCCUUGGCAAGCAUAUAAAACAGCAGGACAUAGUGUGAACCAUUUCUACAAUUCUGUGACACAAGAAUGGAAGGUCAGCGUUGUGGAGGAGGGGUGAGAAUGCGGGGAGGAAGGGGGAGGGGACAAAACAGGAGCAGAGGAAGAAGAGGUGGAGGACAUAGGCAAAUUCCUGAUGAAAUUAGGGCUACACUUGUGGACCAUGUUGUCAAUCACGGCCUCACUAUGGCUGAGGCUGGUCGACGGGUGCAACCAAAUGUAGGGAGAACCACUGUGAUCCUAUGUUUGUUCCAAAUAAGGGACUGUGAAUAUACUGUGAAAUGCACUAACUGUUGUUCAAAUAUUCAUACUGAUGUGAGAAAUGCACCAAAGCGACUGAAAAAACUGUAAAUAUAUACUAACUCUUCAUUUCAAAAUAGAACACAUCUUUCUCUGCACACACUAACUUUACCAAAACACUGGAAAUCUGACUCAAAAUGAAAUUAUUCUGUCAAAGAAUUAUGUUUUCACUUCACAAGGUACAUGCAGUCGUACAAAAUAUCCAUGAAACACACAAGAGCAUUCUGAACAAAAACAAACAAACAAAAAAACAGAAAAAAGCCCAGAUUAGACUAAAAAAAGCACAAAAUUACUGUAUCUCAUCUCUGCGAUCUUCAGGGUUAGGCCACAUGUUUUCAUCAACAUUUCAUCUGAUAUUAUCCAAGGUGAUGAACCUGGGAUAAAACCACUUCAUAUGUCGGAUCCACCUUUGGCAGUCAUCAACUGAUAAAACUGAUAUAAAUCAGACGUGUGUCAAUUAUUCAAUUGUUUGUUUAUUAUCAGCGGAGAUAUAUUGGUUUAGAACUGAUAUCAUUGCAGAAGCAGAGGUUAAUACUGUAUCUAAGGUUUGGGAUAUUGUUUUUGCUAUUGUGGGCUGUUAAGUGUUAACAUUCGUAAAUAAUACAAAAACAAUCCAUAAUUUUGUUGGGCGGUAUAGCAUUGUGGAAAGGUGUUCACUGACUGCAUAUUGUGUGAAAACGACAUGGAAUGUCUGAAUGGUUUAAUUGUUGCUGUGCUAAUUGUGCUUAGAGUUUUGAAAAUGUGACAUCUGGUUGGACAAACGCUUGUCAGCAACUGAAAAAAAAUGAUUUGUUUUUUGGAUAUUUACAUGAAACACGUUGACAGCAGAAGAGAGGAGAAAUUAAUUCUAAUAAACCCCCAAAAUAAAGAAAACUGCAAAAACACUGAUAAAAAGUAGAAAAUACUUUUAAAAGGCUGUGUAGAUCAGACAUUGUAUUUCCACAGCCUAAAUUUUAGUGUGUAAAAUAAUCAAAUCCAUCAGCUUGCAGAAUUACACACACAGGCACGCACGCACACACACACACUUAAGCACACACACUGUCUGAAGAACAGCAAAAAAAAAAAAAAAACAGUUUCCCUUUUUUUUUGGGAAGUGUUUGCAAUACGCUUCCGUGAUAUAUGUUUCCUGUUUUGUAUUCCCUGAACAGACGGAAAGCCCUGUGUGCUGUUUGCAUAUUCACUGUGUGUAUGUUUGGGUACUCCCUGACUUCCUUCCACAAUGCAAAAAGCAAGCUCUUCAGGUUUGUUGGUCACUUGGUAUUUUCUUGCACCAGAGGUACAAAUUAUUAGGCAGCCACAGUUUGAGAGAGGAGAGCAGGGAGAGAAGACGUGUGUAUAUCAUUCAAACAAUCAAUCAGUCAAUUCUUUUAUAUAGCGCUCUGUCUCUAUAGUAACCACCGGCCAGCCACAGGUAUCAUGCUCCUGCUCUCUGUAUCAAAUCUAUAUCCCCUUAAAUGCUGUUAACCUACAAAUCCUGCCAAGAGAUCCUGCCUCAGAGUAUAACCUUAUAUCAAAACGUCGCCGACCACAAGCUCUGUGAUUGGUCCGCUGGGUAAUACUGUAUUUCCUGCAUGUACAACAUUUCUAGUAUUCGUUCCAUCCUCUUAAUCAGUGAUUAUACAUAGAGGAUCAGGCGUCUAAAGGUUUGUACUGUAGCAUCUAAAAUAAGACUCAGCUGCUCUCUGAGAAUAGAUAUACACACAGACACACACACACACACAGACAGCUGCAUUCUGACCCCUAUAUUUCAGCUGUAGGAUCUGUCAGUCUAUUCAGAGGUUCAAAAAGUUCAGGUUGUUGGUAAAGUCAAAGCUAAGAGGAUGAAGAGAGGAAUACAGCUCAGAAACCAGAGAAGAGGUUAAAACUCAAGGAGUAGGACAACAGAAUAAUGAAGGCAAAGGAUAGACACUAACUGUGUGUGUAUGUGUGUGUGUUUUUUUUUGCAGAUGAUGUGGAGGUGUGUGUUGCUGCUCUCUGCUGUUCUCUCAGUCGGUAAGUAUCAUCGUCUCCUUAUCAUCAUUGUAAACAUGACCUCUCUGAUACACGUGCCUUUAGACAGCACAGGCCCGAUCCAGAGGUCAAAGGUUACUGUUAGCUGAUAACCUCUCAGUGGUGUUGUAAACAGAGAGCUCAGUGUCAGAUUGUCAGUGUUACAUUUACUCUCUCUCAGCUGUCUGCCGCUGUUUGAUUAAAUCAUGAUCUAAACCUCCUCUGGACUCUCCUCAUCAUCCUUUCUGUUAAUGAUACAGUUUUUUUACACCAAGUCCAACCUGGAGGAUCUUUAAUCCUCCGAGUUUCUGAGCUCACCACACUCUAAAACCUCUUGGGUUAUUUCUUUAACCCAAUUCCUGGGUUUUACAUGUUGAGAUAAAUUUCUGGGUUAUUUUUCAGAUCCAUCCCCAUUUCUUGGGUCAUAUGGAUUCUGCUGAAACCCAAUUUGAGGGUUUAUUGAAUGGGUUAAUGAUUAUGGAUUAUUUUUUUGAGAGUAACCCAAAAAUUGGGUCAGAACUUUGGGUUCGAUUGACUCUGCGUGGUUUCCAGGCCUAAUUGCAAUUAAAGUGACCUUGUGAACUUUGACCUUGAUUUUAUAAACUAUAUAUAUAUAUAUAUAUAUAUAUAUAUAUAUAUAUAUAUAUAUAUAUAUAUAUAUAUAUUGGGGUAGCUACCUUAAUAUAUAUUGGGCGGUUGGGGUAGCUCAAGGGGCAGAGCAUUUGACCCCCAACUGGGGGGUUGGGGCUUGGAUCCCACAUGAGACACAUCUGUAAGGAGCAUCCACCAGUGUGGGUCCUUAGGCAGGACCCUUAGUGCUAAGGCCUACAAUCAGAGAAAAGUACAAAUAAGGGAAAAUAAGGUACAGGUUGUAAAAGCAAAACUCCCCAAAACAGCUCUCCAUAUGCAUACCAAGACCCAAGACCAUGAGUCAAAUUAACUUGAACAUUGGCUUAACUUGACCCUUCAAAAGAGUUAUGGAGUUGACCCAAAAUCUGGGUAAAUAACCCAACGAGUAGUCGGUCCCUUUUUAACCCUGGUGUUAGGUUAAAAACAACCCAACUUGGGUUGUUUUAAGAGUGCAGAGAGACGAAUCUGUUAAAUCUUCAGUCUGUGGUUUGAUGGACUUUUUCUUUAGUGCCUUUGGUAAUAGGAUCACGGUCAAUGAACACAGGCUCUAAAGGGUUGAAUAUCAUACUCCUACUUAAUCAUAAUUAAGAUUUUUAUUAUAGCAAUUAAUUAAGCAUUAUUAAGUGGUUCAUUUCUGUUUAAGCCCUACUGUCUUUGGCGCCUCCCUGUGGUAGGAUUAGCAAACCCAGACAAAGUUUAAACUGAAAUUGAAAGGAUAAUUAUAUUAAUCAAUUAAUCAGUAACGAGUGAAUUGCUUCUGUUUUCUGUGUCUGCUUUGGAUUUUUUUGUCAUUAGAAUUUGUUGUUGAAAUACAUUGUCGAUGUUUGGCAGUUUCUGUUGUUGCUGUUGUUCGGUUUCAGAUGUUGUUGAUGUUAUUUUUGUUAAUUUCUGACAUUGUUAACUUAAGUUGUUGCUGUAAUUGUUUUUUUUUUUUGUUGUUGUUGUUGUUGUCGUGCAUGUGGGCUUGUGGAACCACUUCUGUGUCCUUUUAAAUGUAAAUGAUUUCAAGCAGCAGGAAAUUCCAGUGUGUACUGCCAGGAAGUCCUAUCUUGCUGCUGAAGUGGCAGCAGAUUUCAUUGAUAUUUUAACCGACUUCAUCUGAAAGGAAACUGCAGAAAAGUAGAAUGCAGGUGGCGAAAAGGCAAUCUGCAGAUUAACUAUUAUAUCUUCUGAGAACAACUGAUCAUUUACAACAGAGCAAUCAAACGGGCCAAAAGGGAAUACUUUAAAACACAUUAGUUCAUAGGAAACUUUCCUCAACCGUAGACCACUUAAUCAACCCUGUUUUUAACCAACCUCACAGUUUACACUUUUCAUUUGAUGACCUUGCAGUCCUCUUCAGCAGUAAAAUAAAUUUUAUCAGAUUAGGAGGCACGGCAUCAAUUUCCACAGCUAUGAGGAUGACACACAAUUUAUGUUGCUGUUUCUCCUGAUGACACAGGGCCACUCAAUGCUCUUUUUAACUGCAUUUUAGACAUUAAAUCAUGGAUGGCAGAGGACUUUUUACAGCUCAACCAGGAAAAAACUCAGAUGAUGAUCUUUUAAUCUAUGUCAACAGGCUAAGAAUUUAGGUGUGUUAUUUGAUUCAGAGCUGAGUUUGGAUAUCACCAAGAGAGCAUUUUAUCAUUAAAAAACUUACAUGGAGUGUGGCCUUUUCUCUCUCAAGCCAAUGCAGAGACUUUAAUUCAUGCCUUUAUCACUUGUAGAAUAGAUUAUUGUAAUGCCUUCCUUUCUGGUCUCCCCAAAAAUAAAUUUUCACACCUGCAACUACCUCAAAAUUAAGCUGCACGGAUUCUAACAAAGACCAGAAAAAGAGAUCACAUUACACCACUUUAAAGGUCUCUGCAUUGGCCACCUGUCUCUUUUAGAAUAGAUUUUAAGGUUGUUUUAUUGUUUUUUAAAGCUCUAGAUAGUUCUGGCCCUUCCUAUUUAUCUGAUCUUCCUUUACCUUAUGAGCUCAGAGGUCUUCAGGAAUUUCUCUGUUAACAGUACGGGAAGUUAAAACAUAACAUACGGUGAGCCAUUUUUUUUUAACCAUGUCCCCCGUCUAUGGAAUAGCUUACCUGAAAACCUGAGGGCUGCACCUAAUGUCAAUGUUUUAGCUUUUAUUUAUUUCUAUUUUUAACUUAAGAAUUUUCUUUCAUUGAGCUAUUUUGGUGCUCUUAUUUGAGCAUCAUAUUACACUGUUUUCAUUUUAUUUUAAUUUAUUACUUCUUUAAUUUUAUUUUAUGUUACUGUCAGAAAAAUAAUACUGCAUCUGACAAUAUCUAUUACGUGUAAGAAGUCAGCAGCUUACAACAAAGGCAGCUUUAUCUGACUGAGGAAUUCAGAUUUGUGGAUGUUUCCCUGCUCCAACACACCUGAUUCAAAUGAUGAGCUCGUUAGUAAGCUGGUACAGAGCGUGAUACCGAGCUCAUCAUUUGAAUCAGGUGUGUUGGAGCAGGGAAACAUCCAAAACAUGCAGGACAGUGGGCCUCGAAGACUGGACUUGAGAACCCCUUAUGCGGUCAAGAAACAGACACCCCUGCCCACGAACAUCAUCUCAAAAGUGGCAUGACAUUACAACAGUAUCCAAAUAGGGUACAGGUUGCAGCUGUGGUCUGUACUGGGAAGACAAAGACAGCUAAGUUCAUCAUCAGGUUCCUGCUUAUCAGAUCAAUGUCACACUGCUGGGAAAACAACCUGAGUGAAAUUGUAGCUUUCCCAUGCUCAUUAAAAAGAAACAGAUAUAACACUGGCACGCAUUUUCAGCAAAUGAUGAUUAACAUACGUAUAUAAUGAUAAAAUACACAUUUAUCACUGUUUUUUUUUUUUUGUGUGUGGUUGUUGCCUCAGAAUCGUACCAUGUGCGGGACCAGCAUGAGCGUCUGAAUCAUGGCCGUCAGCUGAAGAUUUAUCUUCCUAAGAGCGCUGAGAAGCUUGAGUUCACCCCUGCUGAUGAGCCCGGUAAAAACUUCCUGCUGUGGGAGAGGGGCCACUCCAGGUGAGGACCACUUGGGGUCACUGAGGGCGGGGCAAAGUGUGUCUGUCAUCAUGUUAGUAGCAUACAUGCGUUGUUCUUUGCAGAGUGACCAGGGGACGUGUGUCAGGGACAGGAAGUGACCGCCGCUGGUACAUUGACAAGGUGAGGCUCAGUCAACCCGGAGACGACAUAGAGACAUGAAAUACAUCAUCAUACUGACUCUCUGCGUUUGUGUGUACAUGUGUGUGUAUUUGUGUCAGGUGACUUAUGAAGACCAGGGGACGUACACACAAAGAGAUUACUGGAACAAGGAGAUCUCCAAUGUCAAAGUGGCCAUCACACGUGAGUUAGCUGAACAUCCAGUACUCAACAUAUUAUACUUGAAUCUGUCUUUUCUCAUAUUGGUUUUGGAGAUAAAAGGUUUCUGUCAGAUUGCAAGGAUAUGUAACAUGAAAAAUAAGAUAUAAUAAGAUAUAGUGAAAAUACUGCAUUAAAAUGUUGAAACUAAAAACUGUUAUUGUUUUAUGAAAAAUCUGCUGUAACAUGUUUCUAUGAAGUAGUUCCAGGUAAAUUUUUCCCAUCAUGUAUCAUCAGCUCGUCUUUUCCCAACACUCUGUAGACAUUAAUAAACCCAGCAGACCAGUUUCUGGAGUCUGGAAUUCAAAAGUCCCAUUCUUGACUGAUAGAGUUGUUAGCUCCUCAAUAGUUCAGGGUCUCCUUUGUCCUAUUUUUGGUGUCAUGAUGCUCCAAAUGUUUUCAAUGGGGAACAAGUCAGGACUGCAGGCAGACCAGUUUAUCAGCAGGACUCUUCUACUAAAGAGCCAUGCUGUUGUAAUCCCUACAGAAUGUGGUUUGUCAUUGUGUUGCUGAAAUAUGAAGGUCGGCCCUGAAAAAGUUUUUGUCUGGAUGGCAGUAGAUAGAUAGAUACAUAGAUACAGUAGAUAGGAACAUUAUUCUGUAACCGUUGACUUAUUGGCUCACGCAGUCUCCCAUGGGUUGCCUGGUGUGUUGUCAUUGUGACGGCAUUCUAGAAACAUGUUUCUGCAUCAAACUUAAAAUGAACAGAUAUUUUCAGGUAUAACAAUAUUUUUGAAUUUCACUUUAAUAUGUUGUCUUUGCGCUAUUUUCUGUUCAAAAUGAAACUUUUCAUGACUAUAAACCACUAAAAUCAGUUUUAAGUCCAAACUUUUCUUAGAAUCAAUGAUGUAUAUAUUGACUAUAUAUAUUUUAGACCAUUAAUUCUGUGUCUUUGUGUUGCAGCACGUCAUAACUUUGUGAAGUGUAUAGCAGGAGAGACUCUGCGUAUCUCUCUGGAGGGACUCGACCUCGCUGACAGCUUCCUGACGUUCAGCGGAGAAGCUGCCAACGUCACUCUAGUAAGGACAGGGUUAAAAGUUAUAAAUGACCAAUAAAUAUGGGAGUAUAUUAAUUGAAUAAGGGUUGUUUAUGAUGAAGAGUCUGUGUUCACGUAAAGUUUUCAGCUCUUAAUUUUGAGGAUAUAAAUAUCCUCAACCAAUUGGAGCUCUCCACAGCAUCAACAGGAAGCAGCAGAACAGAGAGACAGAAGCCUCAGGGUGUCAGAGGCUCAGGUGUGACAGCUUUAGGUGUUCAGGUGUGACCAUCUGACAGCAGGUGUUCUGUCCUCAGGUCAGAGAUGGGGCCCGUGUGUCUCAGGACAUACCUGAGUACUGGGACCGGGUUCGGACGCAUUCCAUGAAUAUCGAGAUCCUCAACGUCAACGUCAGCGACCAAGGACGAUAUGAGCUGAGAGACCGCAGAGACAGAGUGGUGUCCAUCACCAGGAUGGACCUGACAGGUAAGACACACCUGAGUCUUCCCAGGUGAUGGUGAAGCCAUCGUGUUAAAAGAUUUUGUGCUGGUGGAUGUUUUUUAAGGUGGAAACCUGACAAAUACUGGAGCUAUUUGUCCUCAAAGGCCACCAUCAUUUCAUGAAAAGGAAGGGUGAGCAAGGGGGUGUUUCAGUCUGUAGUCUGACAGCAGAAUGUAGAAGAAUAUUUCCAUUUCUGUGCACUUUCCCUCAAAGUGUGGUGCAUUCAAAGAUAUUCUGUUCUUAAGGUUGUCAGAUAUGUCUUUCACAUGAGCAUAUGGUGUUUUCUACAUCCAUGUAGCAGUGCAGCAGUGACAGAGUUACACUCCUUCACUCAGAAAAACAUAAUGUCUGAUUGGUUGACGUUUUAAUCUGGUACUAAACUGGAAACAUGAGGUCACCCAGGCAUGUUCAUAAUACUCUAAAUCGUUGCAGACCCUGAAUGGUGUGUGGCAUCUUGGCUCUACCCUCAUCAUCUCUUGCUCUCUCUCUCUCCAUCUUCCUCUAUCAGUCUGUCCUCUGUCCUUCUUUCUCUUUUUCCAUCUCCCUCUCUCCCCUCACUAAACCCAGCUCAGUCUCAGCAGAUGACUGUCUAACACAGUGGUUCUCAAAUCCAGUCCUCGAGCCCCCCCCUGUCCUGCAUGUUUUGGAUGUUUCCCUGCUCCAACACACCUGAUUCAAAUGAUCAGCUCGUUAUCAAGCUCUGUAAUGGCUUAAUAACGAGCUGAUCAUUUGAAUCAGGUGUGUUGGAGCAGGGAAACAUCCAAAACAUGCAGGACAGGGGGGGCUCGAGGACUGGAUUGAGAACCACUGGUCUAACAUCAGUCCGGUUCUGCUCGAGGUUUCUGCCUGUUAAAGGAAGUUCUUCCUCUCCACUGUACCUUGAUAAAUGCUUCAAAGUGUUUCACUUGUGUGGUUGAAGAUGGGAUGGGAGUGGGUCUGAUCCUACAAGAUGGGACUCAGUCUCGUCAAGUCUUCACAUUGGGUCUUUGAAAAUAGUCUGCUCUCAACCAGCUUUUUUGUUAAGAUAAGUUGUUCCUUUAAUAGUUCCACGAGGGGAAAUUCUAAAUUUACAGGAGCAAAGUAUAGAUUCAAAAAGAGAAUAAUUAAAAGAUAAAGAAACUUUGUACAUGAGUCAUAUUUACAUCUGUACAGAAUUUACAUAAUAAUAUGAGUCUGGUGAAGCACCUUGGGAUAACACCUGUUAUGAAUUGACACUGUGAUUGAUUGACUAAUUACUCCUCACAGGUGUGACCUGAGGACACCUGAUGAGUGAUGAGGUCACGUCAUCACUCUGACAGUGAGGAUGCUGAGAGGGGUGGGGUUGACACUACAGAUGCAGUACCAGUGCAGGCAGCGUUAAAGACAUCUGUCAUCCUCUUUAUUGUGGUGGUUUAUUGAAGCUAUGUUUGUCAGUUGACAGUAAACACUGUCAGGUGUGUCAAAAGCUGGAUUUACUGCCUGGACUAGCUCUUAUACAUUCUGAGAGCCGCAACUGUGGGUCUUGAGAAAUGAAGCUGAUGUAGAAGUGCUAAAGCUUGUAGUACACUCAAGGCUGUCAGCACUGGAAACCAUGUAUACACUAAGCCAAAAAACGCCUGUUUUUGGAGCAAAAGUAAACACUUUUACAGCCUGGUUUAGAGACACAGAAGGCUUCCAAGUGUUCUUCUCUGUUUACUGGUGACCUUUAGAAACAAAGACCUCUCGAGAGCUGAUUGGCUGAGAGAUGGCAAGACAGGGCAAGACAGUGUUUACACACAGGAAGAGUUUAGGGUGCGGUCUAUUUCAUGGAACCAUCAGAAAAAACUUUUCAUUCCUCGGCAGGAAGAAACAUGUUUUAGCAGAUUCAUGUCUGAUUGAUUCCAGACAUUUGAUGGAGAUUUUCCAAAUGGUCCCAUGUCACACCCAUCCCCAGAUUUUUACACUGGCUCCCCAUUCAAUACAGAAUCCAAUUGGAUUACCUUCUUUUGUGUUCAGAUCUUUGCACGGACAAGCUCCAGCUUAUAUCAGAGACCUGCUGAAGCCUUAUAGCUCCAGCAGGACUCAGGAAUUUGCUGGUUGUCCCCGGACCAGACUACGACCUAAAGUAGUCUACAAACAUUUGAGUUUUUUGCUCCAGAACUUUGGAACUCUGUCCCUCGAGAACUGAGGACUGUGGACACUGUGGAUACUUUCAAAAAGCAGUUGAAAACCCAUUUGUUUACACUGGCCUUUGUAUGACCAGGACUUUGGCCGCUAGUGUGCAUUUUGUUUAAGUUAAUGUCUUGUUGUAUCACCCUUUUUAAUUUGAUGACUGUGAAGCACUUUGUGACAUCUUGUUUAGAAAGAUGCUAUACAUACAAACUUGUAAUCAUUAUUAUAACUUUUCUUCUUAUUAUUAUUAUUGAGCUCAAAAUUCAGCCUCCAAAGCACCUCCACUCUGAAAUUUGGUGGGCUAACGUAUCAUGCUUAGACCUCCAGAGGCUCAGACCUGCUGUUAAAUCUAAAGUACAAUGUUAACUCUGUCCCCUCUCUGUGCAGAUCAUCAUGAGUAUGCAGACGGAAACCCUCUCCUGGCUCUGCUGCUGUUGCUCGGGAUCCCUGCAGGAGUCUGCUGUUGCUGCCGUAAGAAGAUCUUCAAGAAGAAAGCCAGCAUGGCCACCACGCAGCAGGUACACAAAAAACACACUCACACUGCAGUUCAACACAUUUUGUAGAUAUAAACACAUCAUUCACACUGUAGGUACAUAUCAGUUCAGUGUUAUAUAUUUAGACAUGGUCCUGCUCAUAUGCUAUAGUUAAAAUCAAGAUGAACAUUCCCAUUGAAGGCAGGGUUAAACCAGCGGAACAGGAUCUCUGCAGGAAUGUUUGCAUCAUCUUCAAUUAUCUCCUCCUCUUCUCUGACCUAUGACAUUCACACACCUUUACACAGAAACAAGGCAAAGGUCAUAACUUUGAACUACUGCUCAUGGUUAAAGUUAAGAUCAGGAAAUACCCUCCACACCUUUUAGCCUACAUAUUUGGCAUGAAGAAGACACUGACAGUUUUACCACAGUGUCAACAGGCAGAAAGGAAAUGUGAGAGACCAGACUGAAACAGUGUACAGAUGUGUGUUUUCAGUCUAUGUACAGUAUGAAUAUCAAUGUAUAGAUACAUCUACAGCUGCUCAGGGGUGAGCUUUAGUCGUGCAACUGUUGACCCUCUUUGUCUCCCUUUCUGUCUCUCUCCAGGGGUCCCCUGUUGCUGUCCACCCUCCUCCUGGUCCUGUUGGUCCUGUUGGUCCUGCUCCUCCUUACAGCUCACCUGGACAACCUGGAGGGGUGAGAACAUAGACGGCAGGACUCUGAAUUUUGGGUUUAAGAUAUAAAGGAUGCUCACAUUCUCUGUUUUUGAAGCACCAAUAAUCAGAGAUUGUUUUUAUAAUUGUUGUGGCUUGAAUGUUUGUGAAAUUACUGUUCUAAUUAGAGCAGGUAACAGAAUAAAUAAUUAACAUAAUCAGAACCAAUCAUAAGAUCUAAUCUGAUCCUGAUUGAGAUUACCAAUAUGAUGUAAUCUGAUCCCCAGUGAGAUUAAUAAUCUGAUUUAAUUUGAUUGUGGUAGAAAUUCUUGUUUUGAUUUACUAAUCUGAUCCGGACUGAGAUUAUUAAUCUGAUUUGUUAACUUGUGCUGGUGGACAAAUAUCUGAAAACAUGGCGAUCACUGACUGGGCCCAUUUCUAAUGUGUGUGUGUGUGUGUGUGUUUGUGUGCAUGUACAGGUGUACUACCAUGGUCCUGACCCUAACAUGGUAAUUAUGCACAUUCUGAUUGUCUGAUUAUUUUCAAUUUAUCUCUGGAUUGUUAUAGUCCAUGGUUAAAAGCAUGUUUUAAUUUGUGUGUGUGUGUGUGUGAACAGGGACCUGUAGUUUACCCCCCUCCUCAGCCUGCAGCUCCUCAGUGGGUUGGCCCCGCCCCCGCCCCCGCCCCCGCCCCGGUGAGCAGGAUAUACCUCAUUUACUGAACCAUUUCAAAAUAAAAGUUGUGUUCCUUUUAUUUCUUUUUUACUGAUCUCACCUCUGGGUUCUCUGUAGGGUUUCAACCCUGCCUACCCCCCUCAGAACCCCAGCUAUCCCCCUGCUGGUCCACAAUGGAACGGUCCACCUCCAGCCCAGUUCCCACCAGGCCCAGCUGCUCCAAUGGUACAACCCUCUCUCUAACUCUGGGUUCGAUCUUUAAUAUUUAGAGUAACUAAAUACAGUAAAUAUAUUAGUGAAUACAGAGGAGGUCUUUUUGAUUAAUACACACUGAUCCUGUGUUUGUAUGUGUGUGUGUGUGUAGGGCUAUGCUCCAGCUCCUGUCAUGUACAGCGCUCCCCCAGCAGGGGGUGGCAGUGAGACUAAAGAGGAGCUAAGGAUGGAGAACAUGAACCCCUCGCCUGCAGAGCCCUUGCUGACUGACAAACCACAGGUAUGUGUAUACACACACUUACAAACACACACACCCCCACACACGGUAUUAAGUAUGAUAUCAUAAUCACCGGAUCAGUAGGUGGGGCCAUGAUUUAGGGGGCAGGGUCGUGUUAAUAGGUUAGUGUAGGGAGGCUGUGGCUUGGUGGUACAGUCUGCAGUUGCUGGGGUUUGAUCCCGGUUCCUGCUAUCCACACACUGAGGAGGCCUUUGGAUGGACUCUGAGCUCUCUGCUGCCUCCUGCUGGCUGAGCUCAGCUGUGUGAGCGGGAUCAGAGCUGUCACAGCAUCAGAGCACUCAGCUCUGUUAGCCGCCCAGCAGAGACAUGAUCACUCCUGCUGCGCUUCUGACAAGGAGACUGAUACUAUUCAGAACCUCCAUGGAUUAGAGACCUUAUGAACUGACUUCAGAAAAAAUCAAUAUGCUACAAGACGACGUGCUCUCAACUUUUACAUGAUAUAACAGCCGGCUCUGAAUCAGAUGAAAAAGAUGGACCCCUUUGAAAGUUUAUAUAUUAUUUUCUCCAUGCACUGCUGCGUUUUAGAUGCUUUAAAGAUUUGUGUGUAUAAACAGAUGUUUAUGUUAAACUCAGAGGACAGACUGCUCAGAAUGUGCUGUUUCUCUAAGACUGAUGCUGUCAUCCCAUCACCCCCCCAGUCCCUUUAAAGAGAGGAUGAAAUUCUGCCAUCCCAGGACAGGCUGGUAGUUUAGAGUGUGCCUCAUACGUAGCAGAGUUUCUACAGGUAGAGCAUUUAAAUACUUACUGAAUCACCUGGAUCUGGUGAUUUACUCACAAACAACCAAAAGUAUGCUCACAAGAAUCAUGACAGCAUCUGAUGUUGACCUUUGAACUCACCUGCCUGUAACACCUCCUGUAGCUGUCUGACUCAGAGGAAGGUACGUCUGAUCACCUGUAGGAAGUCUGAUCAGUCACCUGUAGAAAAUACACACCUGUAAAAACACAUACACACAACUGUAGAAAAUAGACAUCUGUAAAAAACACACUCAUAACUGUAGAAAAUAUGCCUGUACCUGUAGAGAAAAACACACACCUGUAGAGUGUCUACAUCAAGGUGUAUUAUCUCUGCAAAUGAUAACACACCUUCUCAGCUUCUCGGUGAACCUGUUAGAGGAAUGUGAGUUUACAAGUGUGUGAAAAUGUGUUUGUGUGUCUAUCAUAUUCAGAUUAAGUGGAAAUUAACUUUCAGGUGUUAUCAGGUGUAAUUAUAUGUGUGUGAUAAACUCUUUGCUCCACCCCUACACAGACUGACCCCACCCCUGCCUCCACGGAUGCCCCUGCCCCUGAUGGGGCCUUCAAGUUCCAGAUUGAUGGAGCGAAAAACACCACCAACUUCCUGUAAAGCUGCAGGAUGUGAUGUCAUAGCGCCCCCUGGUAGACAGUUGGAGUAUUAGUGUGGGGAUGCAGGGCGGGGUUUAUGUUAGGGAGGUGUGUGUCUGUCUGUGUGGGUAGGGGGUGGGGUGAGGUGGGGUAUUUAAACCUGCAGGAGGAGCUACUGAAGAUGGAGGUGUGUUAGCAUUGUUAGGAUCAUUAGCAUUAUUAGCAUUGUUAGCAUGUGUGAGAUCAGAGGUUUGGGAUCACUUUAAAUCUGUUGAUUCAUUUAAAUUCAUUCAUACACAUGAUGAAAGUUAAUUCUGUGUAAUUAAGUUCUAAAGUUUGUCCACAGCUCCAUAGAGAUUGCUGGAGGAGGUGGGAUUUAUGACCUAUACUGCAGCUCGUCACCAGAGGGUGCUGUUCUCUUCACCCAGUGAGGAGGCAGAUGGCGUUCAUUCUAUAUACCGUCCAUGGUUAAAACUCUUAAUCUCAUUCAAACAUGAUCAGCAUUGAAGUCUCCCAUUUAGUCAUUUUUUUAACAGUCAACUCUUUUUUUUGCCUGCCUAUCACUGAGAUUUAAAGAAGACAGUGGAGUUUAUUAGUCUGCAGAGUUUUAGAUCUACAUCAUGACACACAGACACACACACACCUCAUGUGUGUUUGUUUGUUUAUUAGUGUAACACACUGACUCUAUAACUAUUCAUCUCAUUUAUCUCUUUUAUUCCACCGUAUACUCUCACCUGUAACCUCUGGCUCAUCAUGUUAUUGGUGAAUAUAUUUACCUGUGUGUCACUGGAUCAAAUCUGACCUUUGACCUUGUUUAGGGACAGAUUUUCUUGUUGUAAUGUUAGUUUAUCAGUGAGAUCAGAGACACGAUUCAGAGAAACACAGACAGUCCUCAGAGUUACUCAAAGCUCAGCCUCAGACCCAGAUAAUGCUAACAGCUAACCGUGGUUUGUGGUAACAUAGAUCUUUAUACAGUCUGGUUCUCUUUAGCCUUUAUUCCCUGUGGGUCAGCCAACUACACCUGCAGAGUUAGCUCACCUGCAGCCUCUCUCCUCCAGAAGUGCUCUUUAUACACAAUACUUACUAACAACACAACACAUGAUGUAGCAAACUCUGUAACAGUUUUACACAAAGUAACACACUGUGAUGCAGUUUGUAACUUUGUGCUGCCGAAUGAAGACCAGUUCUGAUCUUAAAUCACAGUGCUUUAACCCUAGACUCACUAUAUAACACAGUGAAUGUUACAAGGUUACACUGUAAGACUGUGUAACAAUUAUAAAAGUGUAAUAAUACUGCACACUAGAAACAACAUUUAAUAUUGUGAAACAAUUUGUGCAAGAGUGUGUUACACAAAGUGUUUCACAGCAUUAAAUGUGUUACACUCUUACUCACAUACUCUCUGGGUAACAAUGUAACAUAGUCUUACUGUGUGACAGUGCGUGCACUACAGUCUGUUGUUCCCCUCAUAUCACAGUCCAGUGUGUUACCCUGUUACACCUUCAUUUACAAAGGAAACUGCUACUGUGAGUGACUGUUACAUUUUUACACACUGCCUCAGAGUGAGAUACCUGAUUGUUCUUGAUGGUUCUGGUUCUGGUUUCUGAUGGUUCUCAUACCAGAGGGACUCUGAUGGUUCUGAUCCAGUAAGACUUUCAUGUUUCUGAUAACAGCAGAACUCUGAUGGUCCUGGUUUUGUGGUCUUGUCAAACAGCAGCUACCUCAUGUUUGGAAUUUAACCCUUCUCUUUGGUCACAUGGGAUACAUAUCAGCCAAUCAGAGAGAAGCAGGAAGUAUCAGCCUCCUGUUUGUAGUCCUGGUCCGCUAAUCUCACUUGGUGCCUCAGUCUUGUGUACAGAUCUAGUCAUGUCUUGGUUUCUUACCUGUGUGACUCUCUAAGGUGUACCUGUGAUCCUCUGAUUACGUUACCAUGUUUUAUUCAGUGAUGCUCCUUGUCAACCAACAACAUGUCAAUAAAGUUUGUAUUUGUACACUCCAA
Molecule: messenger RNA, 17433 nt
Organism: Xyrichtys novacula (pearly razorfish)
Lineage: Eukaryota; Metazoa; Chordata; Actinopteri; Labriformes; Labridae
Source: the annotation of a GenBank genome assembly